AUGAGAACAUUCUCUACUAGAGUUUCUUCUUUGAUGGAUAAUAAUCAACAAACGGAUUUGGAAAAGGCAGUAUUUGCAGAAAAACAAGAAUUAUUCAGAAAAGCUCUAUUAGAAUCAGUGAUUAAUAAGGGAAAUAAGGAUACCAAAUUUUAUUGGGCUUGCUUUUCUGCUUUGGCGUCAUUUGGUACUUUAGGAUUCGAAGUUCUUUUCAGAAUGUUGGACAUUCCAUUCAUUGGCUUUGGUUACGCUGCUCUAUUAACUUGUUAUCUUUUGUUUAAUAGAUCUGCAUCAAUGUUAUCAAGUGGUUCCAAUAUUGCUGCAUCAAUGGGAGGAGUUGAAAUUUUACCAAACUCUACAAUUCCAGAACACGCCAGAGUUUAUAGAAUGGUUGAAGAAAUUACCAAUUCAGUUAAAUUAAAAACCAUUCCAAAGGUUUAUUGGAUUGACUGUGAUGAAGCCAAUGCAUUUGCAUCUGGAUACUCUAUCAAAAAGAGUUGUAUCACGGUCACAAAAGGAUUAGCCUCAAUGCUAAAUGAUGAUGAGUUGAAAAGUGUUAUUGGUCAUGAAAUGGGACAUGUACUAAAUGGUGAUAUGAAAACUGGUACAUUAAUUGCAGGAAUGAUUUCAUCCUUUGCAAUAGCUGUGGAUUUAACCAGACAUUUAAAGAGUAACCAAAGUAGCAAUAGCUCCAAAUCCAGUAGUAGUAACAAUAAGGGAAAAGAUAAUUCCCAAGCCAUUAUUGGAUUAAUCAUCUUACUAUCAUACGUCACACUCUUGGCUGGUAAAUUGUUAUCAGUGGCAGUAAGCAGACACAGAGAAUAUGCAUCAGACGCUAUUGCCGGUGCUUUAACUCAUCCUUACUAUAUUAGAGAUGCUCUUCGUAAGAUAUCUAAUCAGCAUAACAAACCAACGUUUAGCUCAAUUUCAAAACUGCCAACAUCAGACUCUACUAAUCACUUGAUGUUUUUCGAGAGAGAAAAACUGACCUCAUUAACAUCAACACAUCCUUCCAUGGAGGAGAGAUUUGCUAAUUUAGAUAAAUUAGCAAGCUUUGACGUUGAAGAUUUUAGAAAAUUAGCCAAGGUAUGUUUAACCUUAUUAAGAUGUGCUAUAAUUUCAUUUAGGUUUCAGUUAUGA
Messenger RNA from Naegleria gruberi, 1137 nucleotides. RefSeq lists its product as uncharacterized. Gene Ontology annotation, molecular function: metalloendopeptidase activity. Lineage: Eukaryota; Heterolobosea; Eutetramitea; Acrasida; Naegleriidae. The transcript is spliced from 2 exons. Gene Ontology annotation, biological process: proteolysis. Bases 1 to 1137 code for a protein of 378 amino acids. The record is from RefSeq and is a predicted model, not a curated record.